GUCCGCCCCGGGGCGGGCCCCGCGCUCUCCCCGCCCCGCGACGGGCCGCUCUCCCCGCCGCCGCUGCCGCCAUGGAGGAACAGAAGGAGAACCGCCCGCAGGCCGCCCUCAACGAGGCGCCGGCGCCGCCCGCCCCCGCCGCCGGCCCGCCGGGUAGGCAGCAUUGUAGGAUCAGUGAUCAAGAAACUAAUGGGAGAAACUCCACUGCCAGUUCAAAUGACUUCAGUGAUCCCAUUUACAAAGAAAUUGCUAUAACCAAUGGUUAUAUCAACAGAAUGACCAGAGAUGAGCUCAGAAGUAAACUUGCAGAGUUCAAGCUUGAAACCAGAGGAGUGAAAGAUGUGCUGAAAAAGAGACUGAAAAACUAUUAUAAGAAACAGAAGCUGAUGCAGAAAGAACCCAUUAAUGGAGACAGCUACUAUGACUACAUCUGUGUUGUUGACUUUGAAGCAACAUGUGAAGAAGGAAACCCACCUGAAUUCAUGCAUGAAAUAAUUGAGUUUCCUAUUGUCUUACUAAACACGCAUACCCUGGAAAUAGAAGAUACUUUUCAGCAAUACGUGAAGCCAGAAGUUAAUCCCAAACUUUCAAACUUCUGCAUUAGUCUGACAGGAAUCACCCAGGACAUUGUUGAUAAAGCUGAUACAUUUCCUCGAGUUCUGCAGAAUGUCAUAGAGUGGAUGAGACAGCGAGAACUGGGAACAAAGUAUAGAUAUUCCAUGUUGACAGAUGGAUCUUGGGAUAUGAGUAAAUUUUUGAACAUCCAGUGCCGUAUUAGCCGUAUCAAAUACCCUUCUUUUGCCAAAAAGUGGAUCAAUAUUCGCAAAUCAUAUGGGAACUUCUAUAAGGUUCCAAGGAACCAGACCAAACUGACAAUCAUGCUUGAAAAGCUGGGCAUGAAUUAUGAUGGGAGACCUCACAGUGGACUUGAUGACUCUAAAAACAUUGCAAGGAUAGCUAUAAGGAUGCUGCAGGAUGGCUGUGAACUGCGGGUGAAUGAGAGAAUGCAUGCUGGACAGCUUAUGACAGUUUCCUCCUCAGCCCCCUUAGAGGGAGCCCCUGCUCCACAGAUGCCCCGCCACAGAAACUAGCAGUUCUGCGUUCUGCCUUCGGAACUCCUCUCAGAUACUGGCUAAAGACUGUUGAGCUUAUUAAACGGCCACCUCUGCCAACCUGUCUGCAAUGCAGAAUCUGAAAGCACCUUAAUUAAUCGUCUCUGUUGAAAUAAAGAGGAGUAUGGAAGCUCUUUGCUCUUUGAAGCCUGUGUUACAGCAUUUUUUAUAUAUACUGAUGAUUUUUUGUUGUUGUUUGCAACUUUAGCAGGCAGAUUGAUAUGCAGAAUCCAGGCAAAGUGUUAAGCUUUUAAGAACAUGUAGUUUAAACACAUGCAAAGAUUUGUUGGGCCUGUGCGCUGCUGUUCCACCCCUGCCUGUGGGUAGUAUUUAUUCACUGUGCCAUACUCUGAUGAUAUCUAGCAUCUGAUUAUUCAUUGCACACGAAUAAGACAUUGCUGGAAGAACUGAAAUAGCAAGUGGUCAGGCUGGCCUUUCCUGAUAAGGCACUCUUCUAAGGGUUCCUGCUGGUAAUUUUUUUUUUUUUUUUUAAACAAAGUCAAGGGAAAAUAGGAGCAUGUUCCUCAGGUCUAAAACAGUAGAGAAAUACUGUGUUGUUUAUGUUUGCCUUUUUUUUUUUUCUUUAAGGGAUAUGUUUGUCUGCUUCCACAUCAAUUAGAAGAGCUGUGUAUUGAAUAAAAAUCCCAUUAAUGCAG
Molecule: messenger RNA, 1768 nt
Organism: Phalacrocorax carbo (great cormorant)
Lineage: Eukaryota; Metazoa; Chordata; Aves; Suliformes; Phalacrocoracidae
Source: RefSeq, a predicted model, not a curated record